Molecule: messenger RNA, 1359 nt
Organism: Drechmeria coniospora
Lineage: Eukaryota; Fungi; Ascomycota; Sordariomycetes; Hypocreales; Ophiocordycipitaceae
Exons: 4
Coding region: 1-1359 (452 amino acids)
Molecular function (GO): FAD binding; monooxygenase activity
Source: RefSeq, a predicted model, not a curated record
AUGGGCUCCAACGAAACGCCCGGCUGGCGCCGACUCAAUGUCGGCAUCAUCGGCGGCGGCAUCGGGGGCAUGUCGGCAGCCAUCGCCCUCCGUCGCGCCGGCCACCUCACGACGAUAUACGAAAGGGCCGAUUUCGCCGGGGAGGUGGGAGCAUCCGUAUCCUGCGCCGCCAACGGCACCCGCUGGCUUCACGCCUGGGACGUCGACGUGGCCAAGGGCGAUCCUGUCGUCCUUCGGAAGCUCAUCAACCGUGACUGGAAGACGGGCGAACCCGUGAGCGUGUACGACUUGGACGACUACGAGAAGCGCUGGGGAUUCGUCUACAACAUGUUUCACAGGCAGUUCAUGCACCGCAUGCUCAUGGAUUGCGCCCUCCAGAAGGAGGGAAAGGGGACGCCGUCGACGUUGCACGUCAACCACAAGUGCGAGUCCAUCAACCUCGACACGACGACGAUAACCUUUACCAACGGCGUCACGGCGCAGCAUGACAUCAUCGUCGGCGCCGACGGCAUCGGUUCCGCCGUACGCACGGCCAUCGGCAUCCAGCCGGCCAAGCGUCCGGCCGAGCAGAGCUGUCUUCACACCAACGUGUCGACGGAGGAGGCCGUCCGCGCCGGCCUCGUCGACUACUCGCAGAACAGCGCGCUCGAGUACUGGGGUGGCCAGGAGGGCAAGUGGGACAAGAUUGUGCUCUCCCCUUGCAACGACGGAAAGCUUCUCUCCUACUACUGCUUCUUCCCCCGCGAAAAGGGUGACUACGCGACCCAGACCUGGGCGAGCGAGGAUCGUCCCGUCGAGGAGCUCCUGGCGCCGUAUCCCGAGCUCGACCGAAACGUCUUCAAGCAUCUCGCCAUCGGAAAGGAGAUUCGCCCCUGGAGACUUUGGCUGCACGAUCCUUAUCCCUACCUCAGCCGCAACCGCGUGUGCUUGCUCGGCGACGCCGGCCAUCCCAUGAUGCCGCACCAGAGCCAGGGUGCCUGCAUGGCCAUCGAGGACGCGGCGGCGCUCGGAAUCCUCUUUGGCGAGGACCACUUCCGCGGCGACAUUGACGAAGUCAUGGCCGUCUACGACGACAUUCGUCUACCGCGCGUCACCCGCGUCCAGGCCGCCGCGGCGAAGGCGGCCUACAACAUCAACGAGAGAAUUGGCUUCUCUGUGAACAAGAAUAUCUCGACGUACAAGGUCGAGGAUCCCAAGAAGAUCCUCACCAUCGAAGAGAUGAACGCGUAUGACAUGCACAAGGAUGUCGAGGAGCAGCUUGCGGCCCGCCGCGGAGAGGUCUUUGCGCAAAAGUUCAUCAGGGGGCUGCCCAUCGGACUCGAGCUUCCCAGCGGCGUCAUCAUUGGAGAGUCGAAUUAA